This is a messenger RNA of Daucus carota subsp. sativus, 2542 nucleotides long. RefSeq names its product protein FAR1-RELATED SEQUENCE 5. The transcript is spliced from 5 exons. Gene Ontology annotation, molecular function: zinc ion binding; transposase activity; DNA binding. Gene Ontology annotation, biological process: DNA transposition; regulation of DNA-templated transcription. The coding region runs from base 788 to 2542 and encodes 584 amino acids. The record is from RefSeq and is a predicted model, not a curated record. Lineage: Eukaryota; Viridiplantae; Streptophyta; Magnoliopsida; Apiales; Apiaceae.
CUCGCGCGAUUUCUGAUCUCGCGCGAUUGUGAUCUCUGCUCUCCAUCUCGCUUUCUUUCUAUCUCUCAAUCUAUCUCUCAUCAUCCUCGCGCUGAAUCUUUGUUUCUCCAACUUCGUCGUUGUCAGUGGAUUGAAGCUAUCGGAUAUGGAGAUUUCGUCAAAUCAAACUGUGUUUUGCUCGAAUCAAGCUCAGUUUUCCUCAAAUCAAGCUAAUUUUCGCGAAGUUGCUGACAUUCAAUCAUCAUCAGGCAAUUCUGUUUGUAUUGAUGUUGUUGAUAAUGUUUGUGAUACUACUGUUCAUGAUUUUGUUGAGGAUUGCUUAGAAGGUUUUGAUGAGUCAAUUAGUAGAAGCUCUAAAGUGUGGAAUCCUAAAGUUUCUGAUGACAAACUUAAACCAUAUCCUGGUCAACUGUUUAAAGACAUUGAGUCGGCUUUUAAGUUCUAUACUGAUUAUGGCAGAGAUGGUGGAUUUGAGGUUCGUAAAUCAACACAAAAAGUCAGGAAUGGUAUUAUAGUUACCAAGUACAUAAUUUGUUCUAAAGGAGGUCAUCACGAUACAUCCAUGACAAAGGAUGUUGAUGUUAAUUCAGAAUCAUCUCAUGCAUCAACUAGUGUUUAACUGCAAGUCAAGAGGAGGAAGACGGUGACAAAGAGAUGUGACUGUCGAGCAAAAAUUAUUCUGAAGUACAAUGGUUUCAAUGCGUAUGUUAUUUCGUCAUUUAUCGAAGUUCACAACCAUCGUCUAGCAUCGCCAUCAGGAAAAGAAUUUCUACUUUGUAAUCGAUCUAUGACUUCAUUUCAGCGCCGAUUUGUUCUAGAUGCUGCGAAAUCAAACAUUGGCUCGUAUAGAGCUCACAAUUUGUUCAAGUCGAUAUCAGGAUCCUACUCUGAAGUUGGGGCAACCGCUGUUGAUUUUCAAAACUGGAUGAGAGAUAUAAAAUUAUAUAUCGGCAAACAUGAUUCUGAUAUGCUGAUACAGAAGUUUCAAAACAAAAGGGACGUAUCAGAUGGAGGAUUUUUUUUCGAAUAUCAGACGGAUUCAAACGGUCAUCUUACCCGUCUUUUUUGGGCUGAUAUUCAAGGACGUAGGAGUUAUGAAGUAUUUGGUGAUGUUGUAUCUUUUGAUGCAACAUACCGUACCAAUAAGUAUGGAAUGGUAUUCGUGCCUUUUAUUGGAGUAGAUAAUCAUUGGAAGAGUGUUACUUUUGCUUCUGCAUUACUAAAUCAUGAGGAUGCAACAAAUUUCACGUGGGCUUGUGAGAUGUUUCUUCAAGCAUUUGGCCGUCCACCAAAAUGUAUAAUAACUGAUCAGUGUCUUGGGAUGAAAGUUGCAAUUGCUAACACAUUCCCACAUUCUAUUCAUCGUUAUUGUAUGUGGCAUAUAAUGCAAAAGUUCCCUGCCAAGGUUGGUCCUGUGUUCUGUGCAGAAACGGGAUUUAUGGAAAAACUCAAUAAGUUUGUUUGGUCAUCACAUUUGACUGUUCCUGAGUUUGAAAAAGGUUGGGAUGAUGUGCUUAAGGAAUUUGGAUUAAGUGAACAUGUCUGGUUGAAAGAGAUAUAUGCAAUGAGGGAAUCAUGGAUUCCUGCUUUCUUUGCAGACAAGCCAAUGGGAGCCUUAUUGAGAACAACCUCAAGGUCAGAGAGCAGUAAUUUCUACUUUAAUCAUUUCGUCCAAAAAGGGGAUACUCUUUCAGAGUUCUACUUGUGUUAUGAGAGUGCUAUUGACAAACAAAUUCAUGACCAAAACAAAUUGAACACCACUGACAAGAAUUGUAUUCCACAAUCUAUUACUGAGAAGGCUAUUGAAAAGCAUGCAGCUUGCCUUUAUACUCGAACUAUGUUUUAUAAGGUUCAAAAACAAAUAAAAGCCAGUUGCUUUCAUAUCAGUCUUGGCAACCAAUUGUUACUGAUGGCCUGUUCCUGCAAGCUGUUUACCAGAGUAGGCUAUCUGUGUCGUCAUUGUUUCUAUUGUUUGAGUUUGUGGGGUGUUGAUAAAAUCCCACAUCAGUUCAUAUCUAAGCGUUGGAUGAGGAAUGCAGAGAGAUUUUGCAAAUUGAAGUUUACUGAUGAAAGCGAAUGUGCUACUGAUGGGCAUAUCAGUAGAGAAAUUGCAAUGAGGAUAUGGACAGAGUAUCAAGCUUGUGUUGAUAAUGUUUGCAAUAACCUGAAAGGUUUAGAGUAUUUGUUGGAUGAGAUGAAGUGCUUGAGGAUUAGAGUCGAAGAGAAAUUUGAUAAACGUCCGGCAACAAAAGAUGAUAUGCUGGAAGAGAUUUUUGGUGUGAGGCCUUCAGGUUCAAGUAAUGUACUUCCACCACUGCCAAGUAACAACAAAGGAUGUCGUAAAAGAAUUGUUGGUGGUGCAGAGUUAAGUCGUGAUGGGAAGAAAAGACCAACCAGGACAUGUAAAUUUUGUCAUACUCUUGGGUAUCAUGAUUCACGCAACUGUCCGAAGAAACUCCUUGUUAAUCAGCAGAUUCCAACUAUUCCUAAUAUACAAGUAUCUGUUAGUCCUAGCUUCUACUCUCAAAAUAUGACUAGUUAG